AUGGAGGAGCUAGCCCGGGAGAGCAUCCGCAGCAUCAGUCUCCUAUCCAAACCUGCGCGGGGUUCGGAAGUCCCACGCCUCGGCUCAUUUGGAGCUAUUUUCAUCAUGCUUAAAUCCGCCCUCGGCGCGGGUCUGCUUAACUUUCCCUGGGCUUUUGAGAAGGCUGGCGGCGUGAAUACCGCCAUCAGUGUGGAGAUGGUUUCUCUGGUAUUUCUGAUCAGCGGGUUGGUCAUUCUCGGCUAUGCCUCAUCAAUCAGUCGGCAGAACACGUAUCAUGAUGUGGUGCGAGAAGUGUGUGGACAGAGGAUCGGCCAUCUGUGUGAGAUCUGCUUUGUUUUCAACCUCUUCAUGAUCUCUGUCGCCUUUUUGGUGGUUGUGCAGGAUCAACUGGAUAAACUGUGUCUGUCUCUGUAUGAGACUGUGACAGGCACUACAGGAGACAUGCCAUAUCAUUGGUACACAGAUCACCGUUUUGCACUCUUUGUCAUGUGCCUUGUUAUCAUCCUCCCACUCUCAGUACCCAAAGAGAUCGGCAUCCAGAAAUACACAAGUGUGCUGGGAACUCUGGCUGCUACAUACCUGAGCGUGGCUGUAAUUGUGAAGUAUUACCUGAAAGAUGAGCAUACAGCAGAUAUUACACCAGAGCACAGUGAAGGGUUGGACUCAUUGGCCUCCAUGUUCAGUGUGGUUCCUACUAUCUGUUUUGGUUUCCAGUGUCACGAAGCAUGUAUUGCAAUAUACAGCAGCAUGGAGAACAAAAAGAUUACACAUUGGGUCUUCAUCUCGGUUACUUCUAUGGUUUUCUGCCUGCUUAUUUAUACUCUUACAGGUGUGUUUGGCUUUCUUACAUUUGGACGGGCAGUAGCCUCAGAUAUUCUGAUGUCAUAUCCUGGAAAUGAUGUUGUGAUGAUUAUUGCUAGGCUGCUGUUUGGGAUUUCGAUUAUCACCAUCUAUCCUAUAAUAUUGCUGUUGGGCAGGUCUGUGAUUCUAACACAAAUAUUGCGCUUCUGGGAAAAACGGGCCUUAAUUACAUCUGUGAUUGAGAGUCGGUGCCGUUUGAUUCUAACAAUUCUCUGGAUCACUGUGACUCUCCUCAUCGCCAUCUAUGUACCAGACAUGAGUGAAGUCAUCAGCGUAAUUGGAGGAAUUAGUGCCUUCUUUAUCUUCAUCUUUCCUGGGCUGUGCCUCAUUUUCGCCAUGCAGACAGAACCUAUUAGUCACAGGAAGAGAACCCUCUUUACAGGCUGGGGUGUGGUUACUGUCAUUACUGGAGCUUUUAUCUUUGGCCAGAGCACCACUAUAGCUGCUAUGGAGUUGUUUCACAAAUUCUAA
Myxocyprinus asiaticus (Chinese sucker) is the source of this 1332-nucleotide messenger RNA. It is a transcript of the gene slc38a8b, whose product is annotated as solute carrier family 38 member 8b. The record is from RefSeq and is a predicted model, not a curated record. The transcript is spliced from 10 exons. Gene Ontology annotation, molecular function: amino acid transmembrane transporter activity. NCBI's taxonomy places the organism in Eukaryota, Metazoa, Chordata, Actinopteri, Cypriniformes, Catostomidae. Gene Ontology annotation, biological process: amino acid transmembrane transport. The coding region runs from base 1 to 1332 and encodes 443 amino acids.